This is a messenger RNA of Phytophthora infestans T30-4, 438 nucleotides long. RefSeq lists its product as uncharacterized. Bases 1 to 438 code for a protein of 145 amino acids. NCBI's taxonomy places the organism in Eukaryota, Oomycota, Peronosporomycetes, Peronosporales, Peronosporaceae. The record is from RefSeq and is a predicted model, not a curated record. The transcript has 2 exons.
AUGAGCAUCUUCUCAUUCACGCUGAUCAUGGCGCGCGCACCCAAGAAGCAGCAGCCAGUCAAGAAGAGCAAGUCGAAGAAGAGCGCGAGCAAGGCGCGAGUGAAGGUCGAGCCACCAAAAUGCACGCACUGGCUGAUCCAGGAGGAUCGAACGUGUCGAAAGUGGAGGAACCCGUCCAGUGAAAAGUACUGCACGGGCCACUUGGACGAGAUAGCGCGACGCUCAACGGUGGCGCUGUCGCCGCUAGAGGCAUCCACGCUGGCGCUAUUGCGCAAGUAUGAUCUGACGCAAGAGAUCUACGAUGAGACGAGUCAGUUGGUUGAAUCGGUGCUGCGCGGUGCGGAUCCAAACCGCCACCCGGCGAUUGACGAAGUGAAUGCAUGGGAGGCAGCUCAGGCGUUUAAGUCUGUGCUCGAGAAGCUGGUAGCCACAAAUUAG